This is a messenger RNA of Lucilia cuprina (Australian sheep blowfly), 3922 nucleotides long. RefSeq names its product colorectal mutant cancer protein. The transcript is spliced from 8 exons. The coding region runs from base 516 to 3035 and encodes 839 amino acids. Lineage: Eukaryota; Metazoa; Arthropoda; Insecta; Diptera; Calliphoridae. The record is from RefSeq and is a predicted model, not a curated record.
AAUCGUUACAUAUAACACCCCUGUCUAAACUCAACAAAUACGAAAUGUCAUUUUUUUGUACUUCUUUUUUCUCAAUUGUGAAACAAGGUGUAAUGUGUGAAAAAUAUAUACAUUUUAAUUGAAAAUUUACUAAAAACGCCUUAAAAAACUAACAAUUUGUUAAAUAAAAACAAAAAAGAAAAUACUAAAACAAAAUGCAGUAAUUAUAAAAAAGAAAUGUAAGGAAAUACAAACUGGGCGUAAUGGCUUUAAAAUACACUGCCACAGCUAAAUAGUGUUGAUGGAUGGCUUGUAGACUGACAAGAAAGUUGGACAGACGGAGCUGAAAAGAAACAAAUUGGUGGCAGACGAAAAAAAUAUAGCAACAAAUUGUAGGAAAACAGAAUAACAAAUUGAAAAAUAACAAGGAAUCAAUUGAUAAGACGACACAACAACAAAGGUAAACAAUUGAAAGCCGCCAGUAAACAAAAAGACGAAGAAGAAACAAAAACGAAAAACUCAAUAAUUGCAAUAUAAUGUCUAACGAUGUGCACUUGGCCAAAGUGAGUAAGAUACAUCGCAGCAGUGACAUAGUGGCCAAGGGUGCCAUAAUGAACCAGCAACGAGGACGUUGUGCUGGUCUGCGUUUAGCAGGCAAGGGAGUUGAUCUAAUGGAUAAUAUGCGUCCCUGUGAUGAGGAGUAUUUGUUUGGCAGUAUUAGUCCCAGAGGUGGCAUUACACACUUGCCCGGUGAUUUGGAAUCACCGGAUCAUACACAACGUGAUACCACUGAAAGUGACAACAAUAUAAGUUCCUGUUCUACACUGGAUAUUGUCAAUAAAGUUGAUAAUCUUUCCUUGCAACAGUUGGAAACUAAAGUGCGAGAAUUGUCUCAACGUUUGCAGCAGGCUGAAGAACAACGUACUACUGUGCAGCAGCAAUUGGAAGAAUGCAAUGCGGAAAAGGAAAUUUGCUUGAGACGUUUGGAAAUCGUUAGUGCCGCCCAUGAGUGUCGUAUUACGGAAAUGCACUGUGUUAUAGCUGAAUUAAGUAAAAAACUACGCAAUAAACAGGAGACUACUAUUUUGGAAGAACAAGAACCCGAAGGAAGUGAAAUAAGUUACCAAGAAGGUUCUGUUUACAAUUCUGAACUAAACCUAACAAAUCCUGAUGCAGAAUGUCAAACAGAUCCUUUAGAAGAAGCUGACUACUCUCACAAUGAAGUGGAACAUAAUUUGUGCAGUGAAGUUACAGAGGAGCUAAAGAUAUGCGAUACCAAUUAUAAAGCACAAGUAGAAGCUUUACAAGAAGAAAUUCUCCACCUUAAGGCUCAAAUGGCAUUGCUGCAAUCGGAGAUAGCCAAUGCUAAUGGUCACAAUGGUGGCAUUAGUACAGCAGUAGAAGAACCAGGCAGUAUUGAACAUUAUGGUGCUGAUGUAGAGGCCACACAAAGCUUAGACUCUUUGGAGCCUUCGUUACAAUUAACGCACAAAGAUGUUGAUGAUGAGGUCUUGAACGAUUUAAAUAAUACCUCGACAUUAACUGCCGAAGACACCUACGUCACCAGUCCUCAUAAAAUACCAGCCAUACCCAAAAUGGCCGAGAGGGUAAGACUAAAAUGUGCCAGUAAAAUAGAGGGUGAUAAUAUAACAGCCAUGGAUUUAAGGAAUAAUGAGAUUAAAAAUGCCAAUAUAGUAGAACAUUUGGUAUCUGAUCUCAAGCAGAAUAAUAGCUCUCUUAUGGAAUCGUUUAUUGAACCCUCUCAGCUGGAUAAUGAACUGCAACGUUUACAGCGUAAAGUUGAGCAUUUAAAGGUGCAAAAUACGGUUUUGUCUUUGACCUUAGAUGAGGCCAAGGAACACUGUGAACAUUUGUAUUUAUUGUGUGGAAAAUAUGAAUCAAAUGCUAUAGCUUUGCAGGCAGCCUUAAAUUGUAGUGAUCGUGCCAUUGAGGCAUAUGAUGUUAUGUUGGCUUUAUUGGAAAGCAAAUUGGGUUUAAUUAAAGAAAAGUCCUCGGCAGCUGAAGAAAGUCGCAAAGCGGUUGAAUCGGUGGCCCGCCAUUUGCUAGAUCGUUUGGAAAGUGAGAAGAACACAUGUGAAAAUAGUUUAGGUCCUUGGCAAAAUAGUUUUAGCAUCCCCGAUAAAGUCACUCCCACACCAUGGACAUCGGAAGACGAUAAUCGUCUACGUUAUCAUGUGUCCAAACUUAAGGGCAGACGUUCCACUGUACAAAACACUAUUGUUAAUCUCGAAUCGCCUUUCAGUGAUUCCUAUGAAAAAUCACGUUUAUCACUGGAAAGCAAAAAGGAAUUGAGCGGUAAGGAAAAAGCUACUGCUCUCGAUUUAGAAAUGGCAGUGCUAAUGCAAGAAUUAUUAAACUUACGUGAAGAAAAUAUUGCACUUAAAGUAAAAGCUGAACAGGCGGAACGAGAAAAGCAAUACGCCAAUGAUCGUAUAGGCGUUCUGCAUGAAGCACUCAAACAACUACAGCAUCAAUUACAACUAAAUAAUGAAACUACAGAAUUAUUUCAUCAUCAGCAGCAACGACCCUUACAUAUAGUGGACCAACGUAAUUCAACCUAUUCGGAGGCAGAACAUGUAGCCCUGACCGAACAACAAUUGGUGGAGGCUUUAUCAAGAGAGUCCGAACUAAAGGGACGCAUACAAACGCUUAUAGCAUCGGUAACAGAGUCACAAAAAAUCUCAGAUGAAAAAUAUGAACAUUUACACAAUACUGUUAGGGAAUUACAGAAAACGAAUCUCCUUACCCAAAUCAUUGAGCAAAAUAAACGCAAAUAUCAAACUCGUAUACGUAAAUUGGAACAAAAAAUUAUGGAUAUCACUUUGGAAAUAGGUCGCCAACAGCAGCAUCAACAAUUGGAACAGGAAGUGGCCAAUAUUAAUAAAUACAAAUAUAAACAGUAUACACCUUCUGCUGCCUCCAUGCAACAACAAACUACAACACAUUUCAAUAGGCAUCAACAUCAUCACCACCAGCAGCAGCAGCAACAACAACAACAAUCACAUCAUGAUAAUGUACCCGAAACAACUUUGUAGUAAGAAAUUUAUUUCCUUAAGUUCAUAAAAGUUUCCAUAUUUUCGUUAUCUUUUUUUUCAAAUUUCAAAAAGAAAUUAAUACAAUUUCCAGAUACUAUUAAUAGUUUUCUAAUUGUAAAGAUUACAACAAUUUUUAAUCCUAUUGGAACAUUUUAAAAGUUGAUCAGCAAUUAUAUUGGAAAUUUUGUAGAAAACCUUACAAGAUCUGAUGUGUAUAAAUAUUGUAAUACUCUCUCUUGCAUAUCUUUAUACUUUUCACUUCUAUCCCUCUACUAUUAAUCUCUAUGUCUACAAAUUAUACACAAUAAUAAUUAUUAACAAAUGUAAUUUAUAUACUCGUUAAUAGCUUGUGUAUUUAACAAACUUUUAGUUUAGUUUUCUAAUUAGUCUAAAAAAAUGUUUAUUUUUUUUUUAAUUUCCUGCCAAUUUUUUAACUAAUAUAAUACUUUUAUACUAUUGUUUUGGCUUUUUUUAUAUUAAAAGUAAAAUUAAAACAAAAAUAUUUUAAAUACUUAUUAACACAGAUGUGCCAUUUGUUAAGCAUUAAAAAAGCUUUCUUUUUUGUAAAAAUAAAAAAAUAAAAAAUAUUAAACGAAUUAUUUUCGUUUAUCCUCUUUUUCAUAAUUGAUUAACAACAACAAAAAAACAAUUUAUUAUUAUUAUUCAAGUUUACUAUUCAUACACUUAUUAAAGAACAUUAAAUAAAAGAAUUAUAUAUUUAUAUAAUUAUUAUUAUUAAUUAAUAUAUUAUGAAAAUAUCAAUAGCAAUGUUAGCCCAUUUAGCAGAGUUGUUAAAAGAAACAGAAAAAAAUUAAAACAAAAUUAUUAUUAAUUUAAUGAUGGGGAAAAAAAGUGCAGCUUGUAUUUGCUUUUUUUGUAAAGAAAAA